Mycena indigotica is the source of this 645-nucleotide messenger RNA. RefSeq lists its product as uncharacterized. Bases 1 to 645 code for a protein of 214 amino acids. Lineage: Eukaryota; Fungi; Basidiomycota; Agaricomycetes; Agaricales; Mycenaceae. The transcript is spliced from 3 exons. The record is from RefSeq and is a predicted model, not a curated record.
AUGUCGAUGGCGAGAGCUGCCGAAUCUUUGCGGGCGUUCUCUGUCGAUAUUCUGGUUCAAAUCUACGCCGUGCCGUUUAAACCAGCGCCGGCGACAAGAAGAACCCCAAAGCACGAAUGGUACGAUUUUUCCGCUUGUCCAACCAAACGACUAUUAAUCUUUGGGACAGAUGCGCAGGAAAAUUCGGAAGUGAUGCUGCGCAUUACCCAAGGGUUUGGCGAAGUCCUGCGUGAAACGUGCCAGACGAGCUGUAAAGAGGCGUGGACGGUUUUGGACCUUCCAAUUGUGUCCUGCCUGUGGAUUCAAGUUGCGGGCAAAAUGAUUGAUGGAUAUGGGAACGAGGAAAAUGCGGACCUGCGGGGGCCACCCCGGGGGGUGGACGAACGUUCGGACAACACGGUUGUGUCGCUUUUGCAACCUCUUAUCAUUUCAUUCGUUACGGAAGACUACCUGCGGAUGCUGAAUGCUCUGGUUUCUGUUGCGCCAAACAUCUCCUUCUUCGAGUUCUCGGCGUUUCCGCUGGUGUUCUCGGCGUUUCCGCUGGUGUUCAAGCCCGCGAUGGAGGACCUCACGCUUGUGCACAAUGACAUCAUUUUCGCCACGCUGGACUUGUUGGUGCUUAUCCUGACUGACGACUUUUCAUAA